Strongylus vulgaris is the source of this 122-nucleotide messenger RNA. The record is from the annotation of a GenBank genome assembly. Lineage: Eukaryota; Metazoa; Nematoda; Chromadorea; Rhabditida; Strongylidae.
AUGGAAGGUACCGGCUAUGAUGACCCAGACGAUCUCCCUCUAAUUCGUCCUUCUGUGCCAGAUGCUGCGAUUGAAGGUAACAAGACUAUCAGUUCCUUGCUCCUAAUGAGGUUUUCAUGAUC